Notodromas monacha is the source of this 1053-nucleotide messenger RNA. The record is from the annotation of a GenBank genome assembly. NCBI's taxonomy places the organism in Eukaryota, Metazoa, Arthropoda, Ostracoda, Podocopida, Cyprididae.
AUGCAGUGGCAAUAUAAAGAUCAGCAUCCCUUCGAAAAACGGCAGCAAGAAGGAGAGAAGAUUAGACGAAAAUACCCGGACCGUGUCCCAGUGAUUGUGGAAAAAGCCCCGAAAGCUCAUAUUGGAGACCUCGACAAAAAGAAGUAUCUUGUCCCUUCGGAUCUAACCGUCGGACAAUUCUACUUCUUGAUCCGGAAACGAAUAUCUUUGAAACCUGAAGAUGCCUUAUUCUUCUUUGUAAACAACGUGAUUCCGCCAACUUCGGCGACCAUGGGGUCUUUGUAUCAGGAACACCGGGAUGAAGACUUCUUCCUCUACAUAGCGUACAGCGACGAAAGCGUUUACGGGAACUAUUGACUUCGUUGGCGGAUGUGACGUUUCAUGGGAAAGAAGAUUGAUUUUUUUUAUUUUUUAUUUGAAGAAUGGCUGUGGCAUUGUUUUUGCUGAGAACACUUUCUUUUGGUUUUUUUUUUUUUGGAUUUUUUCACAAGGUUGAAUCAGUUUUCUAUGUUUGCUUGUGUGUAUGAAGAGCAAGAUCGCGUUGAUCAUGCUUGUUUCUUCUUUGGGGAAAGAAUUAGAAGCUGUGUUGAGUUUAGGAUGAUCAAAUGGUCAAUAUUUUUCCGCUCUAGAAGUCUUUCCCUUUGUUUAACGAACUGAAUUGUCAAUCUGAAUUUUGAUGCCUAAACUUUCUGUGAGGAAAAGUCAACUCGACUUGAUGUGCUCCCAAUAAGCUUUUUCGGAUUUCCCCUUGUCCAUCCGUCGAGCAUUUAUGAUGUAAAACGGUUUUAAAGAAGGCAUGGGGUUUCCAUCGCACAAUUGCUCUCUAAACAUUUUCGAAAAUUUUCCGUAAAUUCAUGUGAAGUGGAAGAAAUCGCAAUUACAAAUUUGGUAUGAAAUAAUUGGUUCCAUUUCGACUUUGAUUGCGUUUAUGUCCUUCGUGCUGGAUUCGGAAGUUGACAAUUGAUUUCGUGUGAAAUUUGUCGAUGACUAAUUUCUCGUUUUUCCGGUGUGCUUCGCUGUAAUGCCUGAGAUAAAGAAAAAAGGUUUAUAGAA